Paramecium pentaurelia is the source of this 1622-nucleotide messenger RNA. Lineage: Eukaryota; Ciliophora; Oligohymenophorea; Peniculida; Parameciidae. The record is from the annotation of a GenBank genome assembly.
AUGUUAAAUUUAUAAACUGUUUUAAGAGCAUUUGAGGAAAAUGGAUUAAAAUAAGAUAAAUAAUGCAAUUAAGAUGAAAUACUAUAUAAAUUAGAUAUGAUGGGAAAGCGAGACUUCGAUAGAGAAAUUGCUGAAUAAAUAUUCGAAUAAUGUCGUCCAACAUAACAAAAUUUGAAAUUAGUAUACAGACUAGCAGAUGUUAGUUAAACUUUAGUAGAUGCUAGUUUAAUAUUAAAUGAAAAGAUAAAGAAAGCAGAACAAUAAUUAAAACAAAUCACUUAAAAUAAGAUAAUUUGUGAGAAAUAAUUAGCAGAAACAUGUUUGCAAUCAUCUUAUCAUUAGCUGUUUAUUCUGAUACGAGAUUCUUAUUUUUGACAUUAUUAUCUGCAAAAAAUAUACCUUUAAAGUUAAAAUACACAAAUUGUCAUAUAUAAUUAAUUUUGGGUGUCACAAACUUAAUAGCAAAACCAGAAUAAUAAUAUGAUAGAGUAAAUCCAGAAUUCAAUUAAGAUUUUGAAUUGUAAUCAAAUAAUUCUUAAACUUAAUUUUAAGCUAAAUUCCUCCAUUGAUAACAACACUUACGAUACAGUUUUUCAUUUAGACUAAUGCUUCCUCUCCUAUUUUAUGGGGAUAAGCAUAUUUACAAAUAUAACAGAUAGAUGAUCAAAUAGUAAAAGAUUUAGAAUUGUAAUUAAAAGAUCCAUAAGGAAGAGAACUUGGGGCUAGUAUUGAAUUAGAAGCUUAAAUAGUAUUAAAUAAAGUAUUACUCUAAAAGUUAGUUAGCAUCAAUAUUUGCAAACUUAAUUACAGAAGUUUGAUUAAAAGAUUUAUACUCUUGAAAAUGAUUUAAAUGAAUAUAGAACUGAUUUGGAUGUAGUAGAGAGACCAUUUAAAAUAAAAUUAUUUAAGGAAUAGAGUUUUAAGUAGUAAAAGAAUGACAUUUUUGAAUAAUUUGAUCAAAAUUAAUAAAUGAACGAGAUGGAUUAACAAAAUCCAAAUUAAUUAUAGGUUCCUGAACACAAAGAAUAAAUACUGUCUGUAUUAUAAUCAGAAAAACACUUAGAAUAAUUUGAUGAAACACCAGAUGCUCCUGAGAUCUUGCAACAUGGUGUCAUUAUAUUCACUAUAUAUGGUUUGAUUACAUUAUUUGUAUGUUCUGCUAAACCUUCAUUUUUAGAUGUAAAAUUUUAAUAAUCCUUAUUGAAGGUCUUAGUUUGUCAUGGUCUUAUGUUCACAAUUUUUAUGGAUAGAUUUGAACCAUUCCAUUUAAAACUUGUUGGUGGAGGUCUUGUUGCUUCCAUUUUUUAUGAUAUUUUAUGGAUGAAAUAAUAUCAUGUAUAAUAGAUUUGAUUUCUAGUUAUGGUGGUAAAGUGAUGAUCAAAAUAAUCCAGAAUGGGGAUUGAAAGCACAAACAUUAUUAAGAUUCGUUUUAAUUUUUACUUAUAUUUAAUUCUUGUACAAAGUAUGAUACUUAAUAUUAUUUCUAGUUUGUUGUAUGUUAUUAUAUAUAUUAAUUUCAUAGAGAAUCUAUUGAUCCUACAAAAAGAUACAUUUUUACAAUUUGGAGAAUUUAAUAUAAAGUAGGUAAAAAUAGGGAUAGUUCAUCCUGGUAAUCAUAAUGA